This is a messenger RNA of Brachypodium distachyon (stiff brome), 3240 nucleotides long. Its product is annotated as probable leucine-rich repeat receptor-like protein kinase At1g35710. The transcript has a single exon. The record is from RefSeq and is a predicted model, not a curated record. Gene Ontology annotation, molecular function: protein binding. Bases 24 to 1772 code for a protein of 582 amino acids. Gene Ontology annotation, cellular component: plasma membrane. Lineage: Eukaryota; Viridiplantae; Streptophyta; Magnoliopsida; Poales; Poaceae.
AAGAGCUAGCAAACUGAUCACCUAUGUAUUCCAAAAUGCUUGCCUCUCUCACUAUACUGAUGAUGGCCAGCGCCGCCACCGGACUUGUCUCCGCUGCCACCGUGCCGCAGUCGUCCUUAGAAGGACAAGCAGGAGCACUCCUCAUUUGGAAAGCCACCCUUAACAACAGAAGCCAGCUCGCUCUACAUUCCUGGCGAAACAAGUCUUCUUCACCUUGCAAUUGGCACGGCAUCAGGUGUGGUGCACACACGAUGCACCAGGGCCGGCUCCAACCAUUGAUCACCGGUGUCUCCUUGCGGCGGAUGCGGAUGCGAGGGACUCUGGAGUCCCUUGACUUCUCAUCCUUGAGAACCUUGAGGAGCCUCGACCUCUCGAACAACGAGCUUGUCGGAAGUAUUCCUUCGAGUAUUGAGGUCCUCGUGAAGCUCCGUGCUCUGCUCCUGCAAGGCAACCAGAUAAGAGGCUCAAUUCCAGCUUCUUUAGCCAACCUCAUGAAGCUUCGUUUGUUAGAGAUUUCUGACAAUCAAGUCUCCGGUGAAAUUCCAAGGGAAAUAGGGAAAAUGAGUCAUCUUGUGGAACUAGACUUCUCAUGCAACCACUUGGUUGGUCCUAUCCCUCCCGAAAUAGGUCACCUGAAGCACCUAUCUCUACUAGAUUUGUCCAAGAAUAACUUUUCCAACUCAAUCCCAACCUAUAUGGGUGAUCUCACCAAACUCACUAUAUUGUACCUUGACCAAAACCAACUUUCAGGAUACAUCCCUAUAGGACUAGGUUAUUUGAUGAACCUAGAGUACUUAGCGCUUAGCAACAACUUCAUCACGGGACCUAUUCCAACAAAUUUAAGCAAUUUAACUAAUCUCGUUGGUUUAUAUAUUUGGCACAAUAGACUUUCUGGACAUAUCCCUCAAGAACUAGGUCAUUUGGUUAACAUAAAAUACUUGGAACUCAGUGAAAACACACUAACAGGUUCCAUCCCAAACAGCCUAGGGAAUUUGACAAAACUCACUUGUUUGUUCCUUCACCGGAACCAACUUUCUGAAGACCUUCCCCAAGAACUAGGUUAUUUGGCCAACUUAGAGAGGUUGAUGCUUCACACUAACAACCUAACAGGUUCCAUCCCAUCCAUCUUUGGGAAUUUGAGCAAACUAAUUACAUUGCACCUAUAUCGUAACAAACUUCAUGGGUGGAUCCCCUCACAACUAGAUUAUUUAGUCAACCUAGAGGAGAUGGCGUUGGAGAACAACACACUAACAGGUCCCAUUCCAUGUAGCUUAGGGAAUCUGACCAAACUCACUAAAUUAUACCUUUACAACAACCAAAUUUGUGGAGCCAUCCCCCAUGAACUAGGUUAUUUGAUCAAGUUAGAAGAAAUGGCGCUUCAAAACAACACACUAACAGGUCCUAUCCCAUACACCUUAGGAAAUUUGACCAAACUCACUACCUUGAACCUUUUUGAGAACCAGCUUUCUCAAGACAUUCCUCGAGAACUAGGUAAUCUGGUAAAUUUAGAGACCUUGAUGAUCUAUGGAAACACAGUAACAGGUUCCAUCCCAGAUAGCUUAGGAAAUUUGACUAAACUCAGUACCUUAUACCUUCAGCGCAACCAACUCUCUGGACACCUUCCCAAUGAUCUAGGUAAUUUAAUCAAUUUAGAGGACCUGAGGCUUAGCCACAACAGACUAAUAGGUUCCAUCCCAAACAUCUUAGGGAAUUUGGUCAAACUUACUAAAUUGUACCUUGAAAGUAACCAACUUUCUGCCAGUAUUCCUUAAGAACUAGGUAACUUGGUGUCUUGGUCAACUUAGAAAGUUUGUCUUUUGCUAAUAACACACUCUCAAGUUCCAUUCCAGGUAGCCUUAGGGAAUCUGACAAAACUCAUAACCUUGUACCUUGGCUGGAACGGAUCCAUUUCCUCAAGAAGGCAUGGAUAUCAGUUCAAAUAAACUCUACGAGCCUUGGACUAGCUAGUAGCAACAGCCAGCAGUAGGAUACUAGAGAAGACGGUCGAGGUUCGUUCUCCUCUGCAAUCUAACCACAAACGGCUCGCGCGCGCGCGAAUUCAUGGCGUCGGCGGUUGCCGCAGAGCACGAGAGCGACCGCUCACGCAAGGCGAAGAGAGGCGGCGGCGCGGCGCGCCGGAGCCGGAGAUGAUGACGCCGCCGCCUUCGGCUUCGUCGUGUUCGUCAUACUCAUCCAGGUGGCCGGCGGACGCGGCGGGAGCAGGAGGUGUACUCCGCUAAGCUCCUCGACGCCCUGCGCCUCGUCCGCGCCGGCACCGGCAACGGCGGCAAGCGCGCUGGCCGUCGCCGCCCGCGGGCGGUCGCGGUGGAGCCGUGCCGUGCUCGCCCGCCGCCAACGCAGCCGCAGCGCGCGCCUCGUACGGCGUGGCCCGGGCAUGCCGAUGCCGGUGCCGGCGCAGGACGCGGUGACCAUGCUGAGGAAGGCUGAGGCGCUUGCGCGGCUGGUGCCGGGGUGCGGGAAGAAUCAUGCCUUCCGACGCCAUGUAUGUCCAUUUCGCGCAUGACAAUCACGUACGCCUGGCCGUCCCGUCAUUGUUGAUUUUCUGGCAAACGCGCAUUUUAACUCCAACUAGCUUAGCGACGUCCUCUUCACGUGAGCAAUUUUGAAAUAAGAGAAUUGUUGGUCUUAAAAAUUGUUGGUCUUAUAAAUUCGAUAGUACUGUGCGAUGGUAACGAGGUCAUCGAUACUCAUGGUUAAAAGUCGUAGCCCUCUUUCACGUGAGCAAUUUUGAAAUAAGAGUGAUGGCUAGCCUCUGAAGGUUAAGCUGGCAUGCCAUGCUUUCUGAAACUGGGGUGUACUGUAUAUCCUUAAUUAAUGAAUCUCGAUCGAGCAGGAGAGUAGAGACUCUAGCUCCUGGUCAUCAGGGUGUGACGCAUAAACCAUGACGCAAUACAUUACAAGCAUGCAACGCAUAAACCAUGACGCAAUACAUUACAAGCAAGCAUGAUGGCUGGGACCAAAAUGCAUCGCAUCACCUGCACGGACCAUCUAUUCCAUCCAACGAUCGAGCAACAAACAAAAUACCAUCAAGCAAAAACUGACUACAGUCAUCAUCAUUAUGCCACUGCCAACAUGCAUCCACAUAUUGUUGACAAGGAACUACUUACAAUUUGUUUUCUACUUAUUUCUUACAAGUUUCGACUGAAUUUGUUUUGGUUUACAGCUUAUUCAUGUCAGCGAGAAAAGUUUACAGAUGAAUGCUUUGACGGGGAAAAAAAG